GGCGAAUGUUGUGUGCCUGAAACCGCCGUGAAACCGAGUUGCAGAGCGUCAUGGAUGUACUAGUUCGUGUCUUGUUAGCUGCUGUUCUGUGUUGGAUGACACUGCGGGUAAAAGGACUGACUAUAACUGUGAAUAAUGGUCAGAACAGUAUAUCCGUUUCCAAUGACAACAUGACGAGGAUCAGUGUGUAUGACUUUGAGUUUGUUAGUUCACCAAGUAGUAGUAGUAGUGAUUUCAACAGAGCUCUGAGGUGUCAGUCUGAACUGUCUGCCUCUGAUGUCACUGAGUCUACUCAUGUCUGUCGUGUUGGUGGUGGAGGUAGUCCAGUCACUUGUAAUGCGGGAAGCAACAACACACACACAAUAGAGUGGCGUAAUGACCGCGGAAUAACUCGAGGAUGGAGUGGAAGGAGAGUAGCUAAUGAAGGUAGUCGUAGAGUACACUACAUUUGGAGAAGGUCGCAAACUCCAGAGGAAGGAUAUAUCAACUGCUAUUUUCGUUUAGACACAAACGAACUAGUAGGACUGUAUGUCCUCUACCCCAUCACUGAGGUAACUGCAGCUAUUGAGGUGGAGGCAGGAACAUUGACAUUCAGAGUGAGGUGUACCUCCACUGGUGGUAGAGCUCUCAACAUGGCCGUCUCUGGACCUGGUGGAUACAACUCUGACAUCAGUACCAACAUACAGCCAAUUGAUACUCCACUGUUUCUGAGUAAUGACAGAUACACUGCCAGGACAGAAGUCAUAUCCAGUGGCAUGGUUGGAGAUGUAUUCCAGUGCAAUGUCACUAGUUUUGCAUCAAAGACUGGCAGUGUGACUUUGAGAGCUGCUGCUUCAACCAUCACUGGACUAAUGCAAACUGCUCUUACCACUGUCAUGGUGACAUGGACUCCACCACUAGAAGCCGCUGUGACUGGAUACACAGUACGCUACCGUCUUGCCAGUGGUAAUGGUGGUGAAGGGACUAAAACUGUUAGUCAAGGCUCCACCAGCACUCCAAUCAAUGAUCUCACUAACGGAGAGACAUACACCUUUUCAAUUGAGGCUAUUGCCAGCAACAUGCUACCUGGAGUAUCUGAGGAGAUGACUAUUACACUGGCUCCUGACACUCCUGAAGGUGUGGUGACUGCUGCAGAAUCAUCCUCAGUCACUGUGUCCUGGGGGGCAGUGGAUGAUGCUGACAGAUAUACUGUCACAUUCUCUAUGGCUCAGGGAACCAAUCAGGAGGGACUAUGUCCUACUGACUCUCAUACUGCCACUCUGACAGUGGAUGUUCCCUCCACUACUGUCAGUAUUGCUGUAGGAGGAGAUGUGGGGUCAACAGUGACUGAUGAGUUGAGAGCCUACACCACAUAUGAGGUGACUGUGGAGGCAGUCAGUGAUGUUCGAGGUACCAGUCGACCCAGUGAGACCAGGAGAGUUCUAACACCACAGACAAGUGCAAGAGAGGCUCCUGGGGAUGUGAGAGCAGAGGCUGAGAGCUCCACUGAGAUCUCUGUCCAGUGGAGUGGCCUCUCCAACUGUAGACUGGUCAAUGGUCGAAUCACUCAGUACAGAGUUCGGUACACAGCAAAAGCUGACUGAAGACUAUGCAUUGGGAGAUGGUGAAGACUGGAGGAAUGGAGGACGAGUUACUCUGACUGGACUGACUCCCUCCACAAACUACUCCAUAUCAGUAGCUGCUGUGAAUGAGAAUGGAGAUGUUGGGCUCUACUCU
Messenger RNA from Geodia barretti, 1716 nucleotides. Lineage: Eukaryota; Metazoa; Porifera; Demospongiae; Tetractinellida; Geodiidae. The record is from the annotation of a GenBank genome assembly.